AUGUCCGUCGAUUUUGAAUCUGAAUCCAUUCCCACCCCCACGGCCCAAGCCCAAGAGAGAUCCAGCACUCGCUGCGCCUUGCUAUUCCCCUCGUGCUGCCUCGGCCAGCGACGUCGUUCCUCAUGGUGGGAGCGCGUCCGCUCCACCUCCUGGUCCCACUCCAAUUCAGCUUCAUCCGGUGGUGACCGGUGGUGGUCACGUGGCCUCAGGGCGCUCAAGAAGCUUCGCGAGUGGUCCGAGAUCGUGGCCGGUCCCAGGUGGAAGACCUUCAUUCGCAAGUUCAACCGUAACCGCGCCUCCAAGCGCAUGCCCAAGUACCAGUAUGACCCAAUGAGUUACGCCCUCAACUUCGACGAGGGUCACAACGGGGAUUUCAACGACGACGCUGCCCUCCGCAAUUUCUCCACGCGCUACGCUGCCGUCAACGCCAAAUCGCUUUCCCCCAGAGCCCGUGACACCCAGGACGCCGUUUUGGUAUGA
This is a messenger RNA of Sphenostylis stenocarpa, 480 nucleotides long. The record is from the annotation of a GenBank genome assembly. Lineage: Eukaryota; Viridiplantae; Streptophyta; Magnoliopsida; Fabales; Fabaceae.